AACUAUUUAUGGACCGGCACGAAGCUGCUGUCACAUCUCAUAGAAGGAGGUCCUCGCUUCGGCGAAGGGCGCUUUUGUGGCGGGUUCCAGCCUCUGACCCGCCCGGCAUUUCCAAGUCUUAAACCCCCUGAACCAAAGUUUCUACCCGCCGCUCUGCCCUCUUGGUUUAUUAAGGGCGAUUUAAGCAAGUGGUUUCUGGAAGAAUUUGAUGUGUGACUUUUAAUGCACCGAGGGCACCUCCCUUUUGAGCGUGGAGGGGUUUGAUUUGCAAAACGCUUUAAUUUGUAGACAAUAACAGUUCUCCGGAAAGAUUCCAUAGUUUCCUUUUAUACAAGUGACAUCCCAGAUCAUACUUUCUCCGUUUGAGGUUUGAAUUAGACUCGACUUUGGCGCAUCCCUUCAGCCUUGUAACUUUCAAGGUGUCAUCAGCCGAUAGCACUCAGCUUUUUAAAGAGUUCUGCAUUUUGCCCGUCAUCUCUUGUCACUGUGUGCCAAAGAAGGACUCCAUGAAAGAUGACAGAAGAAGUCAUUGUCAUAGCCAAGUGGGACUACACCGCCCAGCAGGACCAGGAGCUGGACAUCAAGAAGAACGAGCGCCUGUGGCUUCUUGAUGACUCCAAGACGUGGUGGCGGGUACGCAAUGCAGCCAACAGGACAGGCUACGUGCCAUCCAACUACGUGGAGCGCAAGAACAGCCUGAAGAAGGGCUCCCUGGUGAAGAACCUCAAGGACACGCUAGGCCUCGGAAAGACGCGCAGGAAGCCGAGUGCCAGGGACGCGUCCCCAACGCCCAGCACCGAUGCCGAGUAUCCAGCCAACGGCAGCGGCGCUGACCGCAUCUACGACCUCAACAUCCCAGCCUUCGUUAAGUUCGCCUACGUGGCCGAGCGAGAGGAUGAGCUGUCCCUGGUGAAGGGCUCCCGUGUCACUGUCAUGGAGAAGUGCAGUGAUGGCUGGUGGCGCGGCAGCUUCAAUGGGCAGAUUGGCUGGUUCCCCUCCAACUACGUGCUGGAGGAGGCGGACGAGGCAGCGGCAGAGGCCCCCAGCUUCCUGAGCCUGCGCCGGGGUGCAGCGCUGAGCAAUGGGCAGGGCGCCCGUGUGCUGCACGUGGUGCAGACGCUGUACCCCUUCAGUUCAGUCACGGAAGAGGAGCUCAACUUCGAGAAGGGGGAGACCAUGGAGGUGAUCGAGAAGCCUGAGAAUGACCCUGAGUGGUGGAAAUGCAAAAAUGCCCGGGGCCAGGUGGGCCUGGUCCCCAAGAACUACGUGGUGGUCCUCAGUGAUGGGCCAGUGCUGCACCCCUCGCACACCCCGCAAAUCAGCUACACCGGGCCCUCGGCCAGCGGGCGCUUUGCAGGCCGGGAGUGGUACUAUGGCAACGUGACGCGGCACCAGGCUGAGUGCGCUCUCAACGAGCGGGGCGUGGAGGGCGACUUUCUCAUUAGGGACAGCGAGUCCUCGCCCAGUGACUUCUCCGUGUCUCUCAAAGCAUCAGGGAAGAACAAGCAUUUCAAGGUGCAGCUCGUGGACAAUGUCUACUGCAUUGGGCAGCGGCGAUUCCACAGCAUGGACGAGCUAGUGGAACACUACAAGAAGGCUCCCAUCUUCACCAGCGAGCACGGAGAGAAGCUCUACCUCGUCCGAGCCCUGCAGUGACGGCGGCGCAGUAGCCUUCCGUGCCCUGCCCACUGUGGGCCUCGCCACCACCCUCGCCUCCCAGAGCCCAGUUGCCACCAUUCAUCUGGCUGGGAUCUCCAACACAGCCCAGUCUGUCUUUCUCUUCAGCCCCGUUGGUCACCCAUAGCCACCCAGGCUCUCAACAGCCAUGCCCACGGCCAACACCUCCUGGCCACUUUCAGGUAGUGAGGGUCAAAAGGGGUGAAGCUGCUCACGGUUUUCCUUUUAAUUGGAAGAGUCUUUUUAAAUCCUUCAUGAGCAAACUCAUACACAGACUGGUUAAAAUACUGGGGCUCAUUCAGAAGUCAGUGAUGCUGUGCGUAGUGAGUAUGAGACCUUGGCACACUCAGAAAGUUGUAUCCAUGGGUGCUUGGCGCUCCCCAUCAGCCAUGCUGGUCUCAGCCAGUAGCCGGUGUCCCAGGGCCUAUACCCUUCUGUGGCUCCAGGCUCUGCAGGACUCCACACAGGUGCAGAUAGCAGCAAUAUAGGAACUACUGGGGUGGUGGUGGUUGAGGGAACUGCCCAGUGCCUUUGAGGCUGUGCUUGCAAUAAAAAGAGGGGUUUUUGUUUUGUUUUGUUUGUUUUGAGAGUCAGUCUAUAAAAGAGGGAGCCAGUGACACAGAAAGACAGAUGCUUUGGUAAUUUUUCCCCAGAUGUGCCAUCCACAUAGUGCUUUCUUCCUCUUGCCCUUUUGCUUGUUUGAAUUUCACAAUUACAUAUUUAAUUCUCAAAGUAAUAUGUAUCUGUAGCUGUUCAUUGACACUAAUAACAGAUGAUUAAGGAAAACAGCUGAUCUUUGGGGAAGGGGAGCUACCAAUACUUUAUACACAUAUACAAUAUAUAUAUAUAUAUAAUAUGUGUAUAUUAUAUGUAUAUAUAUAUAUAUAAAAAUUUGCUUCACAGGGAAAUUUUUCAGGGUUUACAAAAGAAUAUGUGAUUGGUAGAAACACACAGAAUGUUUAUGAAGAAAUUGCAUUUUCUUUUUUCUUUACAUUUGAACUUCUUUAUAGUUUGACUAUACAGUCUUGAGAUGGCACAUUCCUACGAUUGAAGAAGGGGUCUUGAGAUCCUCUAAACUUGCAUACCCAGUUUUUUGAAUAUUGUAAUAAAAAAAGUAUUAUGACA
Messenger RNA from Nannospalax galili (Upper Galilee mountains blind mole rat), 2802 nucleotides. RefSeq names its product NCK adaptor protein 2 (gene Nck2). Lineage: Eukaryota; Metazoa; Chordata; Mammalia; Rodentia; Spalacidae. The coding region runs from base 514 to 1656 and encodes 380 amino acids. The record is from RefSeq and is a predicted model, not a curated record. Gene Ontology annotation, molecular function: protein binding. The transcript is spliced from 5 exons. Gene Ontology annotation, biological process: negative regulation of endoplasmic reticulum stress-induced eIF2 alpha phosphorylation; positive regulation of translation in response to endoplasmic reticulum stress; negative regulation of PERK-mediated unfolded protein response.